AUGGACCCCCUUUCUGUAGCCGCUUCUUUAGCUGGUCUCAUCACAAUAUCAACUCAGAUUGUCAAUAUUAUUCACACCAUAAAAUCAAAAAAUAAUAAAGAGCUGGACGCGCUCUCCAGGGAGAUUCACGCCGUGAGAGGAAUCCUGUCCCAAAUUCAACAAAUUGUUCAAUUCCAAUCCGCCAAACCCGCCAAGAACUCAGAAUGGCUCGACGCACUCAACGCUACGUUGGAUGAUUGUGGUGAUACGUACCUACAGCUGCAAAAGUCUUUGCAAUCACUGGUGUCGAGCUCAAGACUCGAGGCACUCAAGAAGAGAGUCAAAUGGACGCUCAAAGAGAAGGACAUCCAAGAUUCCUUGAGGAAAAUUGAGAGCUAUAAGCUUUCGUUGGACCUGUUAUUGUCUAUACAAACCAGUACUACGACGACGAGCAUUGAAGAUGUGAUGGUUCAACUCCAAAAGAAGUUACGACUCACAGCCCCCGCUACUGCCACGACUCGGACACCGUUAUCAUGGAGAAAGAAACUAGCGGGCUUCGGGGCAGAUCAUCCACCUCCUCGGGUAAGCCAUUCUGAAGACACACAGUCAGAUGCAGACAGCUUGACAGACGAUGUUUCAUACAUCAUUCCCGGGCCAAAUACUACCGAGUGGACGAAUCCUGGGAUCUUCGGAAUAAGUCAGGACGAAGGCAAAGAUGCCCCUGAUCUCAACAGCCCCGGACUUGUUUGUAUUUGUGAAAUAUCCGUUGGACAGAAGAAAAUCAGCCUCCUCUGUAGCUGGGAGAGACACCCGGCGAAUGAAAUGCUCACUCCUCUUCGAGCACAUAUUUUGUUCCAAGGCCCCACACCUGGAGAUUUGUACUUCAUACAGCUGGAAGAGUCUUUGAUGGUAGAACCGAUCGAGCGAUUGGUUGUCCCUGUAGGAAAAUGCAGUCUUAUCAUUGCGCAAUGCAACCUCAAGGAUGCUGUUUGUGCUCUGAGUGAGCUUGACACAUGCGAUGAUAACGAGGAGUUCAAUCUUGCGCUUGGAGACUUUGCAUUGAAAUCCAGCAAAAAUUCUCAACAGGUGCUCGUAAAUUUUCACAAUUUCCAAGAUCGGGAGAAAUUCUUGGGCCAUCUAGAUGGUGCCAGAUACCUUCAGCGCAUGGAUCUUGCGUUUGCCAUGUCAAAUCAGUUCUAUCAUCAUUCACUAUAUCAAAAAAGGAUUCAAAGCGUGCAAGUAGGUUACACGGAUGGCACCGAGAAGUCAUAUAUCUAUCCAUAUUUAUACCUCGAUUAUCCUGUCGAGGGCAGAUCUCUCAUGCUUGUUUGUGGAACCAAACCAAAUAAUGAGAAGUCGAUAGUAUUCAAGGAAAACAUGCUUGAGCUAGAUAUCCAGAUCGUGGGGUCUGAAGCGCUCGUCUUCACAAAUCGGGACGGGGAAGCCAUACAUACCAUAUCAGCAACUCUAAGCUCUCUAAGCGAGCUGUUCGAAUUGUAUCACCGCCUGCAAGAUGCCGUCAGACAAUGGAGAUCAAUCGAAGCACAAGGGGUCGAUAAAUUCGAGACUAAAGCCGAAUGGGUGGUUGACAAUCUUGAAUUUCUGAAGGAUUCUGUAGCUACCACUAACUCUUUUUAUGAUGUUCUCGUUAACGUUCAAGUGGAUCGCUUCCUCAAGCGAAUGAAGCUGGAAAUUUCGAAAAAGGAUUCACAGGAAAUAUUGGCCUCCUGUCACGUUAUGACUUCGUCUAUUCUGCUCUACAAAGAGCACUUCAGAAAAGAGUCGCCGGACUUCUUUAUUGAUCCCGUCAUGCAAACUGGUUUCUGGGACUUGACAAACGGCCCCGCUACGGCUGACAGAUUCCAGGCAGGACAGGUAAAGAUAAAUGGCGCCAAAGCAAAGGAGAUAUGUGACGAGCUAGAAGAUAUCGUGGAAAGUUGCAUGGAGAAUACCGAGGAUGCACAGAAGAGAUUUUUGAAAGCGCUUGGUCAAGCAUGA
This is a messenger RNA of Penicillium coprophilum, 1977 nucleotides long. RefSeq lists its product as uncharacterized. The transcript is spliced from 10 exons. NCBI's taxonomy places the organism in Eukaryota, Fungi, Ascomycota, Eurotiomycetes, Eurotiales, Aspergillaceae. The coding region runs from base 1 to 1977 and encodes 658 amino acids. The record is from RefSeq and is a predicted model, not a curated record.